UCCCUCUCCUUACAUCACCCACCCCCCCUUUCCCAGUGAAGUGCUGACUGUAUGCCAUCCAGGGACUGGCUAGUGGCGAUGUCCUCUAAAUAAUUCAUGUCUGGAAGAAAGUGAAAGAACCAGAGCUGGGAGGGAGCAAGGGGAUGGAAGGAAAAUUGAUGGGCCUGUCAGUGACAGAGGAAGAGGGAGAGAGGUAGCGAGGGAUGAGGAGUCAGACGCUGCUUCGCGGAGGAAGAGAACAAUUAGAACAAACCCUGACAGUGAGAGGCUAAACUGUCUGGAGUGUGAACCCCGCCCAAACCAGUGAAGCCUCAAAUUGUCCCCUUUUGAUGACAUCAUCAUCCAACGUGGAGGAGGAACAUUCUUCUUUGUUACACACAUCCUCAUGUGGAUUCAUGUGAGAGCUAUUUUUCUCUCUCUCUCACUCACUCACUCACUCACUCACUCACACACACACACACACACACACACACACACACACACACACACACACACACACACACACACACAGAGAGAGAGAGAGCCAUUGGCCUGUGUAAGAAAAGCAGUGCCACCCCAAAACUGUGCCAUGAGAAUUUCUGGCAAAGGCCAGAGCUAGCAUAAACUCAAUAGGAGUGUCCGCCUCUAGCUAGUUGAUUAACAGAGCUGUGUUAAAGAGGAAUUGUUUUCCUGGAAGGAGCCCAGCCCUCGAGGAACACCAUCCACUUAGGCGGCCUCCCUCUGGGGCUCAGACUGCAGAUGCUUCAGCUGCGAGGUCCAGAGCCGCUUGGAUCCUCCCCUGCCCAGAGAACCACCCAGCCCCAUAGAGAACCACCACCACCCCGCCUGCCCUAACAGCCUCCACGCGGGGCCCAGCCAAGGAGCACCAUGGAGGGGCUGGAGGUGGAGGAUAUUAGCCCUGCCCUGGAGGCCACUGAGGACUUCCUACACUGCCUGGAUGGAGGUGGAGUCCAGGGAGGGGAGGGGGUAUGGCAGCCCAGGCAGCACCACCCCAAGCUGCAGGAGAUGUCUGUAGCCCUGGGGAAGCUGAGCUCUAGCGGGGUGUGGGGCCUGCUGGCCGGGGAACAGGGGACUGAGGUGUCCCCGCGUAACGUGGCCUGGGCUGACCAACCCUCGGCCUUCAGCGUGCUGGGUCUGAGGCAGGGGAAAAGGAGCCGUGCUCGUUCCACUAACGACCUGGCUGCCCACACCAAGGACACCAACAACACCUCCUCUAACUCCUCCAACGCCGCCUUUAAGAAAGGCCAUAACCGCUCGCGGUCUGAUGUUAACUACCGGCCGUCCUACAUGGACAACGCUAACGGCCUGCCUGCUGUGGACAAGAACACACUGAAGAACAUGGCUCUCAACGACCAGAGAGAAGAAGCCCAUAAGGAGAGCAGCAGCGGCAGUGUGGUGAAACAGGGUUCCCUGGAGCAUCGUGAGGGUCAGAAGGGUCGAUGGAGCGUCUGUCACGUAGAGCUGACCCCUUGUGAGCUGCGUCUCUAUAGCCUGGACAGCAGCGGUAACCGGCAGCUCUGCACUGCCUACUCCCUGUCCCACUGCCAGGGGGUCAGCCAGCCCCAGCCGCCCCAGGACGGGCGAGUCCUCCAGGCCCUCUUCUUCAACAGCUCCACCCGCCUGCAGUUACGUGCCGCCUGCCAGUGGGAGGCGCUAGACUGGAGGAGGCUGAUCUGGGAGAGAGUACUGGCUGCCCGGCCCGCCCACAAAAAUGCAGAGCCGCUUCCAGCCUUAUCCCCGUCGUCAUCCGUCUCAUCUGGAGGUCUCGACACCAGACCAGACCCCUGUGGUCCUGCUGAGGCUGCCCUGGCCCCUCGAUCAUCCAAUCUCCCCCCAGCCCGGCCCACGGCCCUGCCCCUGUUCACGCAGUGCUGUGCGGAUGUCCUCAAGGCUGGGCUCCUCCACCAGCUGACUGACCAGAACUGGAGGGCCUUCACCUUCGUACUGAGUCGCUCCACGCUGCAGGCCUUUCCCACCGAGGGCCGGGGACCCGUGUCUGAGCCCGUCCUCCACUACCCGCUGGCCUCCUGCCUGGCCGUGCAGAGGGACGAGGCUGAGGGGGUCAGCGCUGCCCACUUCCAAGCCGUCUUCCCCAGCGAGGUGCUCCGUCUGCGGGCUGAGAGCCAACUCAAGGCCCAGGACUGGGUGGAGGCCCUGCGGACGGCCGUGGCGGCCCAGAGGCCCCAGGGGGAGGAGGGACAGAGCUCCGGCCAGGCCCAGCCGGGUGCAGUGUCGAUGGGGACGGGGGUUCUGCUGAGGAGCAAGCCCUCCAGGGAGAGGAGGCAGAGGGACACCCAGAGGGCCAAGAGACAGUCAGUCACCACCAGCUUCCUCAGUAUCCUCACCUGCCUGGCUGUGGAGAAGGGCCUGACUACCCAGAGCUUCCGGUGUGCAGGGUGUCAGAAGCCAGUGGGGUUGUCGCGGGGCAAGGCCAAGGUGUGCUGCUACAGUGGCUGGUACUACUGCCAGAGCUGUCACCAAGACAACCUGUUCCUCAUCCCUGCCCGCCUGCUGCACAACUGGGACACCAACAGACACAAGGUGUCCAAGCAGGCCAAGGAGUUCCUGGAGUUUGUUUAUGAGGAGCCCCUGCUGGACGUGCAGCAGUUGAACCCGUGUCUGUAUGAACACUGUGAAGGCCUGGCUGCAGUCCUACGCCUGAGACAGCAGCUCCAGUCACUCAGAGCAUACCUGUUCAGCUGCCGCGCUGCCAUAGCCGAGGACCUCCGUAGAAGGAUCUUCCCCAGAGAAUAUCUACUGCAACAUGUCCACCUGUACUCAUUGGCUGACCUGCAACAGGUGAUAGAUGGGAAGCUGGCUCCCUUCCUCUCCAAGGUUAUUAAGUUUGCCAGUUCCCACGUCUACAGCUGCAGCCAGUGCAGAGAGAAGGGUUUCAUCUGUGAGAUGUGUCAGAACGGACAGGUCAUCUACCCCUUCCAGGAGAGCGCUACUAAGAGAUGUGCUGUCUGCGGAGCGGUGUUCCAUGCAGUGUGUCGUCAGAAAGCCCAGCCGUGUCCACGCUGCGUCCGCAGAGAGCUCCACCACACGAGACCCUCGUCCUUCUGGAGCCCUAACGACGAUAUACCAGGCUGCUUCACAAUGCCCUACCAGGACACUUGAUCACACACACACACACACACUAUACUUCCGGAGAUACACAGAAACAGCAGAGCUGCUCUCACCAAAGUCAAUAGAAGUGUGUGUGUGUGUGAGAGUCGGCCAGGAUACACAGUAACAGAAGUGUUGAUGACUAAGAGUCAUGCUCUCGCAGACACACCUGCUUUCUGAGCUGACAUCACUCUCACCUGGGAGAAUGCUCUGCUUAUUAGCCUCUCUGCUUUCUGCUAUCUUCAUGAGAAACACUCUUUUCACGUCCCUUUGAUACAGCUAUGACUGGAAGCAGGGGUUGGAACCAAAAUUAUUUUCCAAUCAUUCCGUUCUGAACAGAACCAUUAUUUUUUUUUGUUCCG
Molecule: messenger RNA, 3470 nt
Organism: Coregonus clupeaformis (lake whitefish)
Lineage: Eukaryota; Metazoa; Chordata; Actinopteri; Salmoniformes; Salmonidae
Product: pleckstrin homology domain-containing family M member 3-like
Exons: 9
Coding region: 868-3120 (750 amino acids)
Source: RefSeq, a predicted model, not a curated record